Messenger RNA from Penicillium concentricum, 1983 nucleotides. Its product is annotated as fungal specific transcription factor domain-containing protein. NCBI's taxonomy places the organism in Eukaryota, Fungi, Ascomycota, Eurotiomycetes, Eurotiales, Aspergillaceae. The record is from RefSeq and is a predicted model, not a curated record. Gene Ontology annotation, molecular function: DNA binding; zinc ion binding. Gene Ontology annotation, biological process: DNA-templated transcription. Gene Ontology annotation, cellular component: nucleus. The transcript has 4 exons. The coding region runs from base 1 to 1983 and encodes 660 amino acids.
AUGUCCCCGGGAUGGCCCCGCUUGCGGAGGCAGCCCCAGAUACCCUCCCGACGACAGCCGCAGCAUUCCCAGUCACAAGCUCGGCCAGUGGAAAAUCGCUCGUUGUCCCCUAUCGCCGCUCUCCAACCACGAUAUCAAGGUCACACCCGAGAACCCAAUGCUGAUCUGGUAGCUCGGAUAGAAAAGCUGGAGCAGUUGCUACAUGCAAAGGACCAGCAGCCAGAGGCAGCGGCACCUCCGCUGGAUGUCCCCCAAUUGGAUUCAGAAGUAGAAGCGAGACGGAGAUCAGAGCCAGCAACAGGCUUUGCAACGGGCACUCUGAUCCCAUCCGCUUCAGGACACGUGCGCUUCCUCCCCAUUACCUCUGGCCGGCGUAUUUUCAAUCGAGUCUCUCAGGAGGGUCCUUUUAAUAGCCAGGAGAGUGCCAUGAUUGACACGCCUAGCGGACCAUACCCUUUUGGCGAACACGAUGCUGAAAACAUACCUAAUCUCUUAGCAAAGCUCCCUCCGACGGAGUAUUGCAAUCAAUUAAAGGAUCUUUAUUUCCAGUCAAUUGCGCCCCUCUUUCCUAUCUUACAUAGCCCUACGUUUCACGAACGGUAUCGUCAGUUUUCCAAGGAUCCAGAUCAGGCUUCGCUAGCAUGGCUUGCUCUCCUCUUUACUAUCCUCGGCACGGCUGUCCUCGCACUAGAAAAUGACAGCUCUCUGCUUAAGAAUCUCAGCCGCAAACCUACCCCCUGGGAUCGAGUCACAGAGCUCUCGGAGAGGUAUUACACAGCGGCAAUGAAAUGCCUCGAAGCAGAUCGCUAUCUCUGGCGACAUAACAUAUCUACACUACAAGCAUUGCUAAACCUCAUCUAUGGGAUCCACCAUAGCCAUGGCCAAACAUGGACUCUUCUCGGGCUGGUUUAUCAUCUGGCGCUCUCGAUUGGUUGUCACGUUGACCCGGCCACGUUUUCCUUGGAUAUUGUCGAAGUCGAGGAGCGUCGCCGUUGUUGGUUAGGCCUGGUCACGCUGCUGUGUAAUCAAAAUAUGGCUGUGACCGGGUUAGACAUCUACCAAUCAGUGUUCUCGUCGCGUGUCCUAUCCCCAGCCGAGGUGUGGGAUGAAGACAUCAUCCAGGGACAACCAGCGCCGAUUGCAACCUCAGUAGGCAUCAGCCCCGUCUCAUAUCUGAUUCGAAAAUCGCGCCUCUUUCAGAUAUCCUCGGAGAUCUGUAACCCCGUUUUGGCUGCACGGCCGGAGGAUCCAACAGCCCUCCACCGUCUGGACGCUGCCAUCCGAGCCGAGCUGGACCCACUGGAGAAGAAUUACGCCUCAAUGCUUGGGGGCAACUCGUCGGUUGUUCAUACCAAUCUGCUGCUCAGUUUUGCCCAUCACCUAGUUCUCAUUCUCCACAGUAAUAUACUAAAUGAAGGGACCUUUUGUCUUCCGCAGCAUAGCUGGUCGAAGCAUCGCUGUAUGAAGAGUGCACAGCGCGUCUUGGAACUGCAUGCUGACUUCCACCAACUACCCCAGUUCAAGCCUUUCUGCUGGUAUAUCCGUGGCCGGGGCGCUUUUCAUGCUUUCCACGCCGCGUUCGUUCUGGUGCUUGCCCUUUCUAUAGAGCCCCAAGAACCCUGUACACUGGAUGUGGUGCGAUUGCUGCACGAGUGUCAUGCUCGACUUGAGGCAUCAAAGGCACAAAGUCAGCUGUGCACCCGGACCGCAAGGAUUCUCGGCCAGAUGCUAUCUAGCAGGUGGAUGACUGCCUCGGGCAUGGCACCGGAUGGACUACACAGUGCAGUAUCACAGGGCGACAAGUCAAAUAGCCAGAAUCCCAUCAGCCAGCCCGUUGAUCUUAGUAAUGGUCAUACAUUCACCUCGGAUGUUGAUUUCCCCAGUCUGGUUCGACAGAUUGAGCCGCAGCAAUGGAUCAACCCUGUGAACAUGGACUGGGACCAGUGGGAUCUGAUUAUGAAUCCAAUGGGAACUACAUCUUGA